ACCUGUACCUACUGAUCUGUAGCCAUCAAGCUGUCCUUUCAAUGGCUGAUCACCAACCCGAAAUCCUCUUAGUAACGUUUCCUUCCCAAGGCCACAUUAACCCUUCCCUUCAAUUCGCCAAGAGACUGAUAAGCAUCGGCGUUCAUGUCACCUUCAUGACGGCUGCCUCUGCCAUCCACCUCAUGAACAAAACUUCCCCUCUCCAAGGCUUAUCCUACGCCUAUUUCUCAGAUGGUUACGACCAUUGCUUUCAACUUACCGAUGAUAGCAACCAUUACAUGGCGGAGAUUAAGCGUUGUGGUUCUCAAACCUUGAGGGAGUUUCUUGCUCAAAGUAUUGAUCGAGGCACCAACUUCACUUGCAUUGUUUACUGCACUCUGGUUCCUUGGGUGGCAACGGUGGCUCGUGAGUUUCAUAUCCCAACCACGCUUCUUUGGAAUCAACCUGCUAGUCUUCUGAACAUCUAUUAUCAUUACUUCAAAGGAUAUGAUGAGAUCAUUAGCAAAGACAUCAAUGAUCCCUCAUUUUUGGUGAAAAUCCCAGGGUUGCCAUUGCUAUCUCGCCAUGACUUACCUUCCUUUUUCAUUCCUCCAAACUCACAUGUCAUGUCGCUGCUAGCAUUUAAAGCGCAUAUAGAAAUUCUUGACCAAGAGACCAACCCAAGAGUUCUAGUUAACACGUUCGAUGUGUUAGAAGCUGAGGCUAUAAAAGCCAUUGACAAGUACUACAAGUUAGUUGGAAUCGGCCCGCUAAUUCCAACUGCUUUUCUGGGUAGAAAAAAACUUGCUGAAACUUCCUCCGGAGGUGACCUUUUUAAAGUUACAAAAGAGUAUAGGGAAAUGGAAUGGCUCAACUCAAAGCCUGAAAGAUCAGUCAUUUAUGUAUCAUUUGGAAGCCUUUCGGUAUUGGCAAAACCACAGAUGGAAGAACUUGCAAAAGGGUUGUUAGACACAGGCCGUCCAUUUUUGUGGGUGAUAAGGGAAAGUGGAGAAGAGAAAGAAGAAGAAAUGGAGGGAUUGACUUGUCAAAAGGAUUUGGAAAAGCAAGGGAUGAUAGUGCCAUGGUGUUCACAAGUGGAAGUCCUUUCGCAUCCAUCUGUUGGAUGUUUCGUGACGCAUUGCGGAUGGAACUCAACGUUUGAAAGCUUGGUUUCAGGGGUUCCAAUGGUGACCUUCCCUCAAUGGACAGAUCAAGGAACAAAUUCAAAGCUCGUCCAAGAUGCGUGGAAGACAGGGGUGAGGUUGACAAAGAAUGAAGAAGGAAUAGUUGAAGGUCGUGAGAUAAAAAGAUGCUUGGAAAUGGUGAUGGGAGGCGACAUGAGAGGAGAAGAAAUAAGAAGGAAUGCCAGGAAAUGGAAAGACUUGGCAAGAGAAGCCGCCAUGGAAGGUGGGUCCUCCAACGCUAACCUUAAAGCUUUCGUGGUGAGCUUAGAAACACUUAAGUAAAGUAGGUCAAUCAUAUGUAAUGCCACUUCAAUGUGGUAUGAAUGUCAAAUAACAUAAAUUUCAACAAAAAAAAAAUUUAAAAAAAAAGAUUUUUCUUUUUA
Durio zibethinus is the source of this 1546-nucleotide messenger RNA. Lineage: Eukaryota; Viridiplantae; Streptophyta; Magnoliopsida; Malvales; Malvaceae. The record is from RefSeq and is a predicted model, not a curated record.